AAUAAAUUUAUUAAAGUUGGAGGGUACCCACCAUAUCAAUUUGUGUUACUAUUGAAGUGAAAUCGAGAAUCUGCAAGGCGAAGCCCUAACUUAGCUUGAAAAUGGAAGAGCAACAGUAUCAAAUUCCAAGAGUGAAACUUGGGAAACAUGGACCGGAGGUUUCUAAGCUGGGAUUAGGAUGCGCUGGACUUUCUGGACUGCUGAAUGCUCCUCUCUCCCAUGAAGAUGGCUGUUCUGUCAUAAAGCAGGCUUUUUCUAGAGGUGUCACCUUCUUUGAUACAGCCGAUAUCUAUGGUCAAAGACAUGAUAAUGAGAUUAUGCUUGGCAAGGCCCUGAAGCAGCUUCCUCGCGAAAAAGUUCAAUUGGCGACAAAAUUUGGGUUCGUGGCGUCAGAGGAUGCUCUGCAAUUUGAGGUUAAGGGCAGCCCUGAAUAUGUUAGGAAAUGCUGUGAAGCUAGUCUCAAACGACUUGACGUUGACUACAUUGAUCUGUAUUAUCAGCACCGUGUGGAUACUUCAGUGCCAAUAGAGGAUACUAUGGGAGAGCUUAAGAAGCUGGUAGAUGAAGGAAAGAUAAAGUACAUUGGUUUAUCAGAAGCAAGUCCAGACACAAUAAGGAGAGCCCAUGCAAUUCAUCCCAUCACUGCCCUACAGAUGGAGUAUUCUCUGUGGACUCGUGAUAUUGAAGAUGAGAUAAUUCCCCUUUGCCGAGAACUUGGUAUUGGGAUAGUAGCGUAUAGUCCUCUUGGUAUUGGGUUUUUUGCUGGGAAGGCAGUCGUGGAAAGCUUACCCAGUGAGAAUGUCGUGGCACAGGCACAUCCAAGAUUCAAACAAGAGAAUAUAGAGAAGAACAAAGUCCUAUAUACCCGACUUGCGAACUUGGCUGCAAAGCAUGGCUGCACCCCUCCUCAGUUAGCUCUGUCGUGGCUUCUCCAUCAAGGGAAUGACAUAGUCCCAAUUCCUGGAACAACCAAAGUUAAGAACCUUGAUAAUAAUAUUGGAUCCUUGACAGUAAAGCUUGCAGAAGAGGAUUUAAAAGAAAUUUCAGAUGCCGUGCACAUUAAUGAAGUUAGUGGCUCAAGAGAAAUGCCGGUAUUAGCUAAAUAUAACUGGAGGAUUGCAAACACUCCGCCUAAAAUUAUAAGCUAAAAUGUAUAAUUUUCGGGCAAAAGAACAAGAAUUGCUUCCUGUCUAUCUAUGUGAUAAAUAAAACAGGAGUAUCUUAUUUGUAUUGUAAUAAAGAAUACUUAUAAUUUGGUUGUUAUGCCAACAUUAUAUUCUAAA
This is a messenger RNA of Hevea brasiliensis (rubber tree), 1283 nucleotides long. Its product is annotated as perakine reductase. The transcript has 7 exons. Lineage: Eukaryota; Viridiplantae; Streptophyta; Magnoliopsida; Malpighiales; Euphorbiaceae. The coding region runs from base 102 to 1148 and encodes 348 amino acids. Gene Ontology annotation, cellular component: cytoplasm. The record is from RefSeq and is a predicted model, not a curated record.